AUGCUGCUGCCACGACCCUGGUCGUUUGCACCCAUCAGACGAGAGCUCGUAUCUUCGAGAGCUCAGCACACCGGCUCUGCAGCUCUGGCGCCGACGAUCGCUCAAGCGCUCGCACUCGCACUCGCUGCUCCCUCCUCGGCGUCCCCCGGCUCAACCCUGACUCCAAAGAGCGAUCAAGAUGGUGAAACCACGACUUCAGCGUCGGUAGCAGCAGCUGAAGCCAAGACAACGACUAUCUCGGGGUGGAUCCGCUCGUGCCGGAGACAGAAGAACGUCACGUUUGCGGUACUCAACGACGGCAGCGAUGUCAAGGGCAUUCAGGCCGUCAUGGCCGCGGGGAUUGAUCACGCGUGAGUAUGGCUACUCUUGGCCGCUUUGGAAAGUCGAUGAUAUGCGUUUGAGUGGACCACAGCGCUCAAACAUGAGCUCCAUUCGUCGCAGACUCGCCGUCGGGUGUUCGGCCGCUUUGACGGGUCGGUUCGUCCCGAGUCGCGGACGGGGGCAGGAGAUGGAAUUCCAAGUCGACCAAGUCCAACUGCUCGGUUCGAGUGAUGCAGAGGCAAGCAAGAAGCCCACCUUUGCUGUUAUCCACCCCCUCCGUACGAAAUUGAUCUGACACUCGAUAUGGUGUGCUACAGACGUACCCUAUCCCCAACACGAAACAAGGCGUGCCGCUACCCAUUCUGCGCAGGAAUGCUCAUCUUCGCCCGAGGACACCUUCGAUCGCGGCCAUGUUGAGGGUCCGGAGUGAGCUCGCUUUUGCUGCAGCCCAGCACUUUAGAGUCAGUCUCUCCACAUUCCCAAGCUCGGGGCUUCACACGCCUGAUGGGAAAGCUGUGUGAACCGUUUCGUCAGAGUCAAGAUUUUGUCCGGGUCGAACCCCCCUUGAUCACCUCGAGUGAUUGUGAAGGUGCAGGCGAGGUCUUUCGAGUAGAGUCGGGAUCACCACCAGGAUCAACAUCAACAUCAACACCUUCUUCCUCUUUUGCUACUGCUACAAUACCGACUAGCCCUCCCCCUCCGCCACGGCCGUCGCGCUAUUUGACGGUUUCGUCCCAACUCCACCUUGAAGCGCUCGCUUCGUCCCUGGCGCGGGUCUGGACGUUGUCCACUACCUUCCGCGCCGAGGAGUCCGACACCUCCCGCCACCUCCAAGAGUUUUACAUGCUCGAAGCCGAACUCGGGUUCCUCCCCGCCCGAACGCCGGACGCGAACCAGGUCCUCAUGAACGUCGUCGAGGACCUCGUGCGACAUCUCGUUACGACCGCGCUCGCGAUGAAGGAACUCGAAGUGUUUGUCACGUUGCGUCCAACGCUCUUGGACGAGUUGGAUCAGUUGGUUCCUACGCACAAACGAUAUGCGCGCAUGACGUACACCGAAGCGAUUCAAGUUCUGCAGCACCAAGAGGCUUCCUUCCCCGGCACGUUUACUUUUGAGCCCGUGUGGGGUAAAGGUUUGCAGACCGAACACGAGCGAUGGUUGGCCGAGACGUGCGUCCGAGGACCCUUAUUCGUCACCGACUACCCCAAGGGGAUCAAACCUUUCUACAUGCUGUCCAACGACGAAUCGUCGAGAGAGACGGUCGCUUGUUUUGAUCUGCUCGUGCCGAGGUUGGGGGAACUCGUCGGCGGGUCGGUGAGGGAGCAUCGCGCUGAGCGCAUGGAACAAACCCUGGAUCAACAUGGUCUCAACAAGGAGCGGUACGGCUGGUACCUUGAUCUAAGGCGAUUCGGCUCGACGCAACAUGGGGGGUUCGGGCUGGGCUGGGAGCGCUUGAUCGCGAUCGUGACGGGGCAGGAGAACGUGAGGGAAUGCAUCGCGUUUCCUCGCGCAGCCGAAGGGAGUCGAUUCUAG
Microbotryum saponariae is the source of this 1854-nucleotide messenger RNA. NCBI's taxonomy places the organism in Eukaryota, Fungi, Basidiomycota, Microbotryomycetes, Microbotryales, Microbotryaceae. The record is from the annotation of a GenBank genome assembly.